AUGCUCCCUUGGAAUAUUGCAACUAUUAUAAAAUCUAAAAUGAGCUAUGAUAGAAUAUAUAAAUUCCUAAAUUAAAAAGAUAUAGAUGUUUCAAACAUAAACUAUACUAAUGAAAAUUAAAUUGCUAUUGAAAUUAAUAAUAUUGUAUUUAAUUGGCCAAAUAAUUAAAUGAAAAAAAAUAAAAAGCAAAAGUAAAAUACUAAAAAUAUGAAACUAACAUAACCACUUAUUAACGAAAUUGAUAAUUUAAACAUAGAUAUAGAUAAAAAUUUUAUUUUAUAAAUAGAAAAUUUGUAAAUAUUAAAAGGUUCGAUUACGUACAUUAUUGGAAAAUCAGGAUCUGGAAAGACAGCAUUAAUAAAUUCUAUUUUAAAUGAAAUGGAUUCUUAUACUUUAGAUAAUUAAAUAAGCUUAAUAUCAGACACAAAUUAAUCUAUAAUUAAUAAAUAAAAAGGGAUAAAUAUAAGUGGAACUAUUGCAUAUGUUUCUUAAAAUCAUUGGUUAGUAACUAAAUCUAUAAAAGAAAAUAUACUUAUGGGAAAGGCUUUUGAUUAAGAGUUUUAUACUAAAUGCAUAGACGUAUGCGAGUUAAGAUAAGAUUUAGCUAAUUUUGAUAAUUAUGAUGAGCAUUUAGUUGGUCCAAACGGAGAUAAUUUAAGUGGAGGCUAAAAAUAACGUAUUUCAUUAUGUAGAGCUGUAUACUAAGAUAAAUAGAUAUAUUUAUUAGACGAUAUUUUUAGCAGUUUAGAUUUUCAUGUUUGUAAAAAUAUACUUUAAAAAUGUGUAUUUGAGUUUUUGAACGGGAAAGGCAAAACGAUAAUUAUGACAAUAAAUUAAUUUGGAAUUAUUUUUGGAUAAAAUAGCGAUAUUAUAAUAGAUACUAAUUAGUUUAUAUAUUUAGAAGAAGGUAAAAUAAUAAAAGAAGAAUAAAGAAUAGAAAGUUUUAUAAGAAAUGGAAUAAAAAAAAGUAAUGAAGCAAAAGAAGAAUAUGAAAAAAGAAAAUUAAAUUAAAUAAAAGAAGAAUAAGAUAAUGAAAAAAAAUAUAAUACAGAAAGCAAAGAUAAUAUUUUAAUCGAAAAAAAUGAAGAAAAAAGAGAAUAAGGUAUAAAAAAAGACACUAUUCUUGUUUAUUUCAAAUCUAUGAAUUUUUUUUGUCUUUUCAUGUUUCUUAUUUUUAAUUUUCUAAUGCAUGCAAGUCAAAUUAUAAUAGAUUUUUGGCUUAGAGAUUAUAUAUUUCCUUCAAGUCCUUUAUUCCAUAAUCUAAACAUUUUAUUUAAUAACUAAUUUUCAAUGAUAUUUAUUUUACUAAUUUUUUUAAAUCUAUUUCUUACUAUUCUGAGAGCUUUUUUUUAUAUUAUUUGUGCUUUGCUGUCAUGCUAAAGGAUUUCUAAGAGAUUAAACAAAUUUAUUAUAUUUAGUAAAAUGACCUUCUUUGAUAAAAAUCCCUAUGGAAGAAUUAUUAAUAGACUUUCCGAUGAUGUUACUACAGUAGAUGAUCCUCUACCUUGGUCUUGUCAUGUAAUAAUGGAAUAAGCAUCAUAUGUACUUGGGUAUCAAAUCGGUAUAGCAAUAUAAUUUCCUUGGAUAUUGAUAAUAUUUUUAUUUAUUUUUUACUUAUCGUAUAAGAUAUAAAAAAAAUUUAGAGUUUCUAAUAGAGAAAUAAAAAGAUUAAAUUCAGUAAAUUAAGGGGUUGUUUUAACACAUUUGAGCGAAAGUUGUAAGGGAGUAGUUUUGAUUCGCUCUUUUAAUAAUUAAAAAUAUAUGAAUAAAGAAUAUUUACAAAAAUUAAGCCUUUCUAAUAAUUCUUUUCUACUUACUUAGGCUAUUUAUUUGUGGAUGGUUGUAAGAUUAUUAUUAAUAAGCAAUUUGUCUUUGCUUUUUGUCGGAGUUUCUUCUAUCUUUAUUAUUUUAGGAAAAUUUAGUAUUUAAUAUAAUACUGUUGCUAUGUGUUUGACUUAUUCUAUGUUAUGGUCAAGUCGUUUAGCCAAUUUGAUAAAUAUUUUUUGCUAGGCAGAAUCUAAUAUGAUUAGUAUGGAAAGGAUUAGUUAAUAUUUUCAUAAUCCUUAAGAAAAUUUGAAUGCAAAAAUCGGUUAAAAUUAAAAUAGUUAGGAAAUUCAAGCUUAUUAAUAAUGUGGUAAUGAAUAAUAUGUAGUUUAAUUUAAAAAUGUUAUGUUUACUUAUAAUAAUAUUAAUAAAGUUAAACAAUAAUAUGCUCUUAAAAACUUUAAUUUGGCAAUUAAAAAAGGAGAAAAAAUAGCCAUUUGUGGUAGAACUGGUUCUGGUAAAACAUCGGUUUUAAAUGCACUUUUUAAUAUGUAUAAUUUAGAGUCUGGAGAUAUAUUCCUUAAUUCUGUUAAUAUUAAAUCCAUGACACUUUCUGAGCUAAGAUAAUAAAUAUCUAUUAUUCCUUAAUUUGGAUUUCUCUUUAAUGCUUCAUUAAAAGAUAAUAUUGAUCCUUAGAAUUAAUACUCAAAAGAAUAAAUAUAAGAAAAAACUCAGAAUAUAAAUUUAUUUAUAAGAAAUCAGAAAGACUAUGAUUUUGUCAUUUAAGAUGAUAACUUAUCAAAUGGAGAAAAACAAAUAAUUAAUUUCUUAAGAAUUGCUAUUAAAGAUACUUAAAUUGUAUGUUUAGAUGAAGCUACUUCUAACAUCGACGCUUAAACUGAUUAAAAACUUCAUGAAUAAUUAUUUGAAUAUACUAAAGAUAAAACUUUAAUUGUUAUUACACAUAGGUUAGAAAAUAUUCAUCAUUUUGAUAGAAUAUGCGUUUUAGAUAAUGGGGAAAUUCUCGAAUAAGGAAACAUUGAAUAAUUAAAAUAGAACACAGGAGGCUUUUUUAAUAGAAUCACUAAUUAAUAAUGA
This is a messenger RNA of Ichthyophthirius multifiliis, 2862 nucleotides long. RefSeq lists its product as hypothetical. Gene Ontology annotation, cellular component: membrane. Lineage: Eukaryota; Ciliophora; Oligohymenophorea; Hymenostomatida. The transcript has 2 exons. The record is from RefSeq and is a predicted model, not a curated record. Gene Ontology annotation, biological process: transmembrane transport. Gene Ontology annotation, molecular function: ATP binding; ATP hydrolysis activity; ABC-type transporter activity.